This is a messenger RNA of Nematostella vectensis (starlet sea anemone), 1461 nucleotides long. RefSeq lists its product as uncharacterized. Gene Ontology annotation, molecular function: serine-type endopeptidase activity. NCBI's taxonomy places the organism in Eukaryota, Metazoa, Cnidaria, Anthozoa, Actiniaria, Edwardsiidae. The coding region runs from base 104 to 988 and encodes 294 amino acids. The transcript has 2 exons. The record is from RefSeq and is a predicted model, not a curated record. Gene Ontology annotation, cellular component: membrane.
AUCCUAUAGAUUGUUUUAUUUAUACUCUUGUGAGCCACCAUGUUGUAAUGAAGUUUAUUGCAUUAUUGGAAUAUUUGGGUUUGUUACUCGAUUCUGGCUCUAAAUGGCUUGGUUAGGGAUAUCGGAGCAAGUUAAAGAAUCGUUCUUCACUUUAGGAGGGAUAUUUACUCUCAGUUUACCAUGCCUGGCGUCCAGACUUCCGUCCGACUCGGACAAUCCGUUGUCCGGUUUGCAAAGUCUUGGAGGACCAUUUGCGAUGCGAAAAGAGACUCUUGGCAAACAUUUCGCCUUCUCUCCUAGAAAUCUCGAAGAUGGACGAUUGUACACGCUUGUGACAAGCAUUUUUAACCAUGGUGGGAUGGACCAUUUUAUUGGUAACAUGAGCAUAUUAAUUCCUGUUGGACAUGAUGUCCACCGCCGAUUUGGUCGCAAGCACUUUCUAGCGGCAUUCAUCGGUGGAGGGGUUGCUGGGAAUUUAGCCCAACUUGCAGAGUAUGUUUAUCAACAGCUUCAAUGGCAAGAGGUGUUGCCAUCGCCUUACACAUGGAGCAUAUUUGGAGAAUCCUUUAACUCUACUAUUGAGUCCUGGCAAAAAGGAGCACUUGGUAGCGUUUACACAAGUGUGAAUGCCUGGAGAGCAAGCAUAGGGGCAAGUGCCGCAUUAUCUGGACUUGUUGCUAUACAAGCAUGUGCCAACAUCAGAUCUCUCAUCAGUAACCUACAAGAACUUAGGAUUAUGAGAAGGACCGGAGUACAUGAUCGUCACAGGGAGCACAUACUAUAUAUGGAAUCCCUAUACCAGCUAUCUCACCUGUUCUUAACUACCUUGGUGGUUUACGAAGAUGCAUCACGGUUGAUUGACAGUACCAGUAGUGAUAAAGGCAUUCUAAGGACCCUUGUUGCCUAUUCAAGUGAUGGUAUAGGGCAUGCUGCUCAUAUUGGGGGUUUCUUAUUUGGUGUAUUAUAUUUCUUUUGUAUAUUGUCAUGAAUGGACAGAGAAGGUGUCAAGAUGGUUUCAUUUUUUAUUUGGCUUAUCCAAAAACAAGCAAUUGCUCGCAUUGUACUUAAUUUUAACCAAAGCUGUGAACAUGCUGUAAAACUUAUAGAACAUUAGAUAAAUCUCACUUAAAGAAAAAAAAAUCACAAUGAAUAACCAUAUGUCUACAAUAUUGCCCACAGUGCAAUUUGCUGGUGCUGUUAAACUUUGAAACAGUCCUCGCUUCAACACCCUAACUAAGUUGUCAAAAAUUUCAAUAAACGUCAGAUCGUUUAGUAGAUCAACAAACCAGCAAUGGCACUUCUGAGUCUUUUUUUUUUUUUUUUGCAGAUAGGAUAUCCAAAUCGUUUGAUGGUUUAUUUCUAUGCUAUACUUCUUUGUAGAUCAUCUGAUGUAACAUCAAAUCACUUAUGUUCUACAGUAACACCACAAUAAAGACAAUAAAGGCAAUUUCACUUUGCUAA